Messenger RNA from Verticillium dahliae VdLs.17, 1149 nucleotides. Its product is annotated as mitochondrial GTPase. The transcript has a single exon. The record is from RefSeq and is a predicted model, not a curated record. Gene Ontology annotation, cellular component: mitochondrion. NCBI's taxonomy places the organism in Eukaryota, Fungi, Ascomycota, Sordariomycetes, Glomerellales, Plectosphaerellaceae. Gene Ontology annotation, molecular function: GTP binding; GTPase activity. Bases 1 to 1149 code for a protein of 382 amino acids.
AUGGCCUCAGCCUCGGCCGCCGCCGCCUUCGUCCCGCGCCUGCGCUUCCCCCUGUCCGAAUCCAUUCCGCGCUCCUACUACCUGGGCCACCACCAUGCCGGUCUCCGCGAGAUCACAAACCGCCUCUCGAGCAUCGGUCUUGUUCUCGAGUGUCGAGACUACCGCGUGCCCCUGACGUCCUGGAACCCCCACCUCGACCGCGCCGUCGCCGGCCGCAACCGCAUCAUCGUCUACACCCACCGCGACCUGGGCACCGACAGCCCGCACUCGGUCGAGCGCGACCUCCGCCGCUACCACGCCGGCCACAACGCCGCCAACAGCGCCGUCGCCGGCCACCGCGUCGUCUUCUGGCGCAAGGACGACCCGAGCAGCACAAAGGCCCUCCUGCGCCACGUUGCCGACGCCGCGCGCGCCGUCGACUCGCUGACCGGCGUGCGCGCCCUCGUCGUCGGCAUGCCCAACGUCGGCAAGAGCACCCUCCUCAACCGCCUGCGCACCCACGGCAUGGCCAAGAAGGCCUCGGUCGCCCGCACCGGCGCCCAGCCAGGCGUCACCCGCAAGCUGUCGAGUCCCGUGCGCAUCCUCGAGGGCGGCGGCAGCUUCGCCCGUGACGCCGCCAGCAGCGCCAGCAGCGCCAGCAGCGCCAGCAGCGCCAGCAGCGCCGACGGCGGCAGCCUCGGCGAGGGCGUCUUCGUCCUCGACACGCCGGGCGUCUUCAUGCCCUACGUCGACGACGCCGAGGACAUGGUCAAGCUGGCGCUCGCCGGCUCGGUCAAGGACGACCGCAUCCCGAUGGAGAUCCUCGCCGACUACCUCCUCUACCGCCUGAACCGCCUCGACCCGGCCCUCUACGCCCGCUACAGCCCGCCCACCAACGAGGUCAACGACUUUCUCGCCGGCGUCGCCCGCCGCACCGGCAAGCUCAAGGCCGGCGGCGUGCCCAACGUCGAGGCCGCCGCCGACUGGGCCGUCAAGCAGUGGCGCGCCGGCCAGCUCGGCCGCUUCAUCCUCGACGACGUCAACGACGACGCCAUCCGCCUCAAGGAGAUGGCGCGCGAGGGCCGCGGGCCCACGAGUCUGAGCCAGGCCCGCAAGAGGGAGAAGGAGAUGAGGCGGGAGAGGGCCAUUAACAAGCAAAAAGCCCUUUGA